This is a messenger RNA of Neltuma alba, 2453 nucleotides long. RefSeq names its product hydroquinone glucosyltransferase-like. The record is from RefSeq and is a predicted model, not a curated record. Gene Ontology annotation, molecular function: UDP-glycosyltransferase activity. NCBI's taxonomy places the organism in Eukaryota, Viridiplantae, Streptophyta, Magnoliopsida, Fabales, Fabaceae. Bases 448 to 2028 code for a protein of 526 amino acids. The transcript has 3 exons.
UUGAACCGGGUCUGGGAAAUCUUCACCAUAGAGUGGGAGACAACCUGGUAUCUGAAUAGGUUCUGCUACGUCUCUGAAUUCACCAGAAAUCUCAUCGUGGAGGAUCGAAAAAUAGAGGCAGAAGGAAAGCGUUGAAGCAGCUGAAUAGAAGUAAAUGAAAGACAAAAUAUUUAGGUCCCUUGCGAAACUUAGUACCUCAGUUGCAAAAGGGUCUGCAACUACAGCAGCCAAACGAUAUUUGGAGUUCAAGGACUUCAAUUCAUGUUGUAAAGAUGGCAAAGACUUGGCCACUAUGAGUUGAAUUUGGACUCCUAAAUUAGCAUCUUCGGGCAGGUCUUGUUUGUUGAUUGGAGGAAGAAAAAUGGAUUGGAUGUUUGAAGGAAGAUUCUGAAGGCAGGCUAUGGAGGCAGAAGGAGGAGAUUCUAGUGAGGGGAUGAUGAAAGUGACAUGAAAAUCUGGGUUAAGAUGAACAAGUCGCUUGGAGAACUCAAGAACAGGAAUCAGAUGGCUAAAGCCAGGACUAGGAACAACGGCUAUGCGCUUUGUUUUGAAAUUUCCAUGGAGAAAACAACACACAUUGCCGUUGUUCCCAGUCCAGGUUUUAGCCAUCUGAUCCCUGUUCUUGAGUUCUCCAAGCGACUUGUUCAUCUUCACCCAGAUUUUCAUGUCACUUUCAUCAUCCCCUCACUCGAAUCCCCUCCUCCUUCCUCCGUAGCCUACCUUCAGAAUCUUCCUUCAAACAUCCAAUCCAUUUUUCUUCCUCCUAUCUCCAAACAAGACGUACCCAAAGAUGCCAAUAUAGCAGUCCAAAUUCAACUCACAGUGGCCAAAUCCUUGCCAUCUUUACAACAAGAAUUGAAGUCCUUGAAUUCCAAAUCUCAUUUGGCUGCCAUAGUUGCAGACCCUUUUGCAGCUGAGGUAUUAAGCUUCGCAAAAGAACUCAAUACUUCGUCUUUCAUUUACUUCCCUUCAGCUGCUUCAACUCUUUCCUUUUGCUUCUAUCUCCCUACUCUUCAUGAAGAGAUUUCCGGUGAGUUCAGAGACGUACCAGAACCUAUCCAGAUCCCAGGUUGUGUCCCACUCUAUGGAAGAGAUCUCCCUGAACCGUUUCAAAAUCGGUCCAGUGAAUCUUACACAUCGUUUCUUCAACGAACCAAGAGAUUGUUCUCUGUUGAUGGAUUAUUGGUUAACACCUUCACGGAGAUGGAAGAAGGUGCUGUAAGAGCCUUGACACAGAAAGAAAGUGGUUAUCCGCCUGUAUAUCCGAUUGGACCCAACACUCAAACCAGGUCAAAUGGUGAAGAAAAUGGGUCAGAGUGUCUGAAGUGGUUGGAGAAUCAACCACCAAGCUCUGUUUUAUAUGUUUCUUUUGGAAGUGGUGGGACCUUAUCUCAAGAACAAAUCAAUGAGCUAGCUUUUGGCUUGGAAAGCAGUGGCCAGAAAUUCUUAUGGGUUCUUAGAGCACCAAGUAACUCAGUGAAUGCUGCUUACCUUGGUUCUACAAAUGAGAAUCCUUUAGAUUUCUUACCAGAAGGUUUCUUGGAGAGAACCAGAGAGCAAGGUUUUGUUAUUCCUUCAUGGGCACCUCAAGUUUCAAUCCUUAGCCAUAGGUCCAUUGGUGGGCUUUUGAGUCAUUGCGGCUGGAACUCCACACUUGAGAGUGUACAGAAGGGAGUGCCGAUAAUAGCGUGGCCACUUUUUGCAGAACAGAGAAUGAAUGCUGUUUUGUUAACUGAUGGUCUAAAAGUUGCAUUGAGGCCUAAAGUUAAUGAAAAUGGCAUAGUGGAAAGGGAAGAGAUUGCUAAACUGGUAAAGCUUUUGAUGGAAGGUGAAGAAGGUAAGGAGAUUCGCAAGAGAAUGAAAAAUUUAAGAGAUGCUUCUGCUAAUGCACUUAAAGAAGAUGGUUCUUCUACAAAAGCGCUGUCUGAAGUUGCACUCAAGUGGAAAAGUAAUUUAAAUGCAAUUUCUUUUCCAAGUCUCGUCUUAACAGAGGCAUCCCCAAUUGCAUAUACGUACACACUCAAGUAGUUGAGAAUGAAGCAAAAAAUGUGAAAUGAAGGAUGCAACAGACUGAAAUGAUUGAGAGCCAGCGUCUUGUAGAAAUGAUGGGAGAAUCCUGGCAUGCCUAUAAUGGGUGGGAGCUUAACAAAUGAGAGUUAAAUAGUAAGGGCAAGCAAAGGAAAAAUGAAAUACAACUUUGAGAUGAAAGAAGAAAACAAAGGUCGUAGUGCCUUCCCCCCCCCCCCAGCAUAUAUUACUUUAGAAUCAAAGCAAUUCAGAUAGACGAUUUUGGAAGCCAGAGAGCAAGGGUGAAUUUACCGUAAGAUCAGCUUACAAACUGAUCACGGAACCCAAGUGGGAGGAUGAACAGACUUAUUGGAACUUAGCGUGGAAAUAUAAGCAUGACUUCAUAAACAACUGCUGCUAGCUUUUAAUGUCUCUCUGGCUUUGCU